This is a messenger RNA of Cyanidioschyzon merolae strain 10D, 303 nucleotides long. RefSeq names its product similar to Sm protein G. The record is from RefSeq and is a predicted model, not a curated record. The transcript has a single exon. Gene Ontology annotation, molecular function: RNA binding. Bases 1 to 303 code for a protein of 100 amino acids. Lineage: Eukaryota; Rhodophyta; Bangiophyceae; Cyanidiales; Cyanidiaceae. Gene Ontology annotation, cellular component: U2-type prespliceosome; U12-type spliceosomal complex; catalytic step 2 spliceosome.
AUGGCAAAAGACGAGGUCGAUACUGCGGAACUCGAAGCGUUGCUGUUUCAUUCCGUCCAAGUGUACCUGAACGCGAACAGGUGCGUGCGCGGAAAACUCAGCGGUUUUGAUCACUACGCGAACCUGGUGCUGUCGGAUGCUCUAGACUGCCGAACGGGUGCGCAACUCGGUCAGGUUUGGAUCCGAGGCAACAGUGUCGUUUCAGUGGACCUGCUUCGGGAUGUGAACGCAGACCGCACGGAGCCACCGACCGGCACCGGCUCUGUAGCCGAUGACCCCGUGGGUUCUUCGCUUAGCAGCUGA